Messenger RNA from Sycon ciliatum, 3200 nucleotides. RefSeq lists its product as uncharacterized. Lineage: Eukaryota; Metazoa; Porifera; Calcarea; Leucosolenida; Sycettidae. The record is from RefSeq and is a predicted model, not a curated record. Bases 771 to 2684 code for a protein of 637 amino acids. Gene Ontology annotation, cellular component: axoneme; ciliary basal body. The transcript has 6 exons. Gene Ontology annotation, biological process: microtubule cytoskeleton organization.
GGACAAAGUCGAAUCGAUAAAUAGGAUGAUAGGGUUCUUUCAUUGAAAGAGCUCCUCGUGUUUUCUGGGAGAGUCGUAGAUGUAGCCUAGCCUGUCCAUCAUGGUACAUGACUUGUACAUGAUCUGAUGAUUGUAGUCUUGUAGAAGUUUUGCUUCCUCCUAUGGCCUACAUGCCGGAGCGCGUGGCCGUGACCUGAUUUUUGCAAAGUGUAGUCUUGCAGGCAAAGAAUUUAGUUACUGGGAACUACAUGUAUUAGAAUGAUGUACAUGUGCAUGUGCGCACUGCCACUGCCACUGGUCACCAGGCUACGUGCAGCACUGCUAGCGGUUGUGGACUUCGUAUGAUGACGUGACUGCACCCUCAUCCUUGGCUAAAGUCGUAAAGUAACAGUUACACAUUAGUUAGUUGCACUUGGACAGAGUGGCGCCUAGACCUGACCAGUGAAAAGUCGGCGGACUCUGUUGAAAGUCAUGGCGUGUGUAGUAUUUGCCUAUUGGCAUCAAGUCCACAAGAUGAAAUCUGACUGAACAGAGUAGUAGUAUGGUGCAGUGCUGCAACUGACUCAUCCAGUCAUAAAGUCAUCCAGUCAUACAGUCAUCCAGUCAUAGUCCGCAUUGCCACACAGCACUAGUACUAGUAGUAGUCACAGAAACUGAGACUGUGAGAGAGGAGUACCUGGAGUACUGCCAGAGCCAGCACGCUGCAGUACAGGCUAAGGAGGUGGCAGCAUUUGGUGCACUUCACUGACUGUGUACCUUGUUCUGGUAGUAUGGAGCAGGUGAAACAUGGACUACCCAACCGCUCACACGUCAUCACCGUACAGCAGAAAGGCAAAUCAUCAGGUAUCACUCCAUCUCACUUGACUGUGGGUGGUCAGCAUCUGCUGCAGAGUGCACUGGCAACGCACUACAGACGCGUUGCAUCUGCUAAAUGUGUGGUCGACUGUGGUCUUCCGGCUGGACAUCUUAUGUCCGUACGAGUUCAAGAACGCCUCAUGAAACAGCUGAGAGAAGAGGAAACAAAGUCAUUGCAGUACGAUCAUGGACACUCAAGACAAUCACAACGGACGCAGCGGACAGGCACCUCAACCAUUCAUCCAGCCGGUGCACAGGAGCACCCACGUGUUGAUGGGAAGCAGAAAAGUCAUAGCCAGCAUCGUCGUAGUCAUGAGGUUACCCGAACCCAUGCCCUGGCUACAUGCGAAGCAAUAACUACGCACUCCAAACACUCCAGCAAAGAGCUUCCAGGCAGUGGAAUGACCCAUGCCUCCACAUCAAGGUUUGACUCAGCUGGUCAGCGAAAACCAGCCACUUCCACAGCGAAGAAGUCUGUUAGCAAGUCUACACCAGCACAACCCAACGGUAGCAGGUUUCACGGCCAGGCUUGGAAGUCUGUAGGAGGCACAUCAACGUUCUCUGACGUAACCGGGGCUAUCCGACCCGCUAGCCAUGUGCCUGUUCCCGCGCCAUAUCGCCAAGACAACCAGCUCAAGGUGGACAAGACGCGGACGGUAGCUGGGAGAGUGCAAUCUCGCCAAGCACAAUUGCCAUCCAGAUCUAGUCCAUUGUCGAAUCCUCCGGUGAAGCAGUCACCAACUGGGGGAAAGCAGCAGGGCAUAUCUCAGUCACAGAGCCGGCACGCGUCACAACCUGGUGCAUGUGAAGGCGGUGAAGAUCAUGAUGGUAAUGCUAGCACAGGGGAGCAUGACAGCGGUAGUUGUAGUGAUGAUGAUCAUGAUGACAGUGGUGAUGUCGAGUCUCUGACUUCAACUAGAAGUGCAGCCAGAGCGAAGCUGUCGGCACAUACAGAUGACCGUGACAGUACUGCUACGGAAGAUAGCAUGGAUGAGUCAAGCGGUGAUAGCACUGAAGAGGACAAGGAUAGCGAUGGAUGUGCCGAAGAUGAGCUCCAUGCCAGUAGUGCGGGUAAACAUGGUGGUGGGCAUGAUAGUGGUCAAGUUGCUGAACCAAAUGACGAGCAUCCACCUGCUGGAAAUAUCGAGGAGGCCGAUGCUGAUGCACCAUCAGUGAUGCUAUCUACCCAAAUGCAGGAAAGUUGCACAAAGCCGAACCGCCGAAUGAAAGAUGCGGCAUCCAGCGCUGGUGCAGGUUGUGAAGAGGAUUUACCUAUAAAAUCAAACCAACCUAGUAUCAAAGAGACAGACAAUGAUGCAGCGUCAGCUCAGUCCUUAAAUCAGCCGGCAAGUACGGAUGCUUCCAAUGUGCAUUCCAAGCGCAAAGUGGAGAGUGCUGAUAGCAUCCUCUUGGGCUACAGACAGCAAACAAGCAGCAGCAGUCAUACCACAAGACAUCACAAUGAUAGUAGCCACUUUCCAAUCCCGCAGAAUCUUGACCCGCUUUGGCAGCCGGGCAGAGAGUUUGGCAGAUCAUACCAGCAGAGAGAUGCACUAACCGGCCAUCGGGAACAUGCUGCUACGAGAUCAAGCAUGGCGAACCUUGAACCCAGGCAUAUCCAAGGCUCAUCGGAUGCCAGUCAGUCUAAAGAGAAUGUACUUUUGGCAUUCAUCAGUACGAUCACGCAGGAGAUUGUACAGAGAGGCACAACCACACAGACGGUGAUUGAGCAAAUAUGCCGGCGCCACAUGGACAACAACCCAUACAACCUACCGCAGGAGGAUAUGUCAGUGGAGAUUGACAAACUACUCGCGUCUCUGACAUCAUGAUAGGAAGAUAAAUUACAAAAUCUACUCAGAAGGUCUGAGUGAGGCCCCAAACCACAAUGGCAUGAUGAUGGCAUUCUGCUGAACGCAGCAUUAGCAUCAUCGGAGUUGAUCAGCAUGCAUGUGGCUCAAUAACACUGUUGCUAUGCAGCUCACGAUGAAGUGUUCCAGUAGUUAGGUCUCACGGAAGAGUUUCUAACAGUCUGAGAUUGAUCUAAACUGUGAUAUUUGUUGUGAUCUGAUCAUGUUCUUGCAUGGCUUCCAAUGGAAAAUAAAUGAAUGGUAAAAAGCUACUGUAAUAUAUGGCUGGCGUCACCAGAUGGCUGGCUCAUUUGAUAGCAUUUGUAACAAUACUUUAUUCGCUGGUCAUGGACUAGGCACAGCCUAUGCUUGUGUCGUCAUGUUGUGGGCCGAUCCUUCCAUAAGGAGUUGAGAGCACUGUUACCCCUGAACUUGUACUUGUAGUUACGAACUAAACCCAACAAAAUUUCCUAUGAUGAAUGAAGAAUACGAAACCAA